This is a messenger RNA of Caenorhabditis auriculariae, 3768 nucleotides long. Lineage: Eukaryota; Metazoa; Nematoda; Chromadorea; Rhabditida; Rhabditidae. The record is from the annotation of a GenBank genome assembly.
AUGUCGAAGCAGGCGGAAAUAAAGGAAACACACUCGCAGUGCUACGACUGCUAUGCCAGUUUAGAAGAGCUCCGCCACUGCAUUUUGGACGGCCAUCCCGUUUUGGUGAUUUUGCGAGGAAUACAAGGCAGCGGAAAAAGCACAUUGGCCAAGUAUUUUUUUUUAGCAAAAAAGAUUGUUCGAAAACGAAAAGUUCACGAACUAUUAAAAAAAAGUGAACGAUUGAAAUACUCUCUUCAAUUUUGCAUAAUUUUGGAUUUUUCAAAAUUUAUUAAUCAUCUUUUUCAAAUCUAAUCUCUUGCAGAUUUUUGGCUGGCUUGAAGGAAGGAAGCGUCAUCUGCAGCACCGAUGAUUUAUUCAUGAAAAAUGGCGUCUACGAAUUCCAGGUCGAAAGGCUGGACGAGUUCCAUAAAGUUAACGUUUCGAAAGGUGAGAAGUAUUAAUUUUUUGUUGAAAUGUUGAAAUCCAGUGCGCCAGUCUCUCGAUAACAAUGUCACGCCUAUUAUCGUGGACAACACGAAUAUCCAAUUUAUCCACGUGAAGCCUUUGGUGACAAUGGUGAGCUGUCGUGAAUGAACUAUACUGAUACUCUUCCAGGCGGUUCGAAGAUAUUACGAAAUCUACAUUUUAGAACCAGAGACAGGUUGGAAAUAUAGCGCGAAGGAAUGUUUUAGGUUGGUAAUUUAUGAUCAGCCUUCAAUUUCUCUUUCUUUUUUUUUCAGAAGAAACGUUCAUGGCGUUACAAAAGAGUCCUUGGAAAGAGCUCUUGAGCUCUUAGAACUAGAAGGAAGACCUCCUUUUGAGAAACUGGUUCCUACCAAAAACUUGAAGUUUUAAAGAUUUGUUAUCACGGCGCAUACCAAAUGUUCAGAAUCGGUCCAUUAACCCAGAUUGAAACUGAAUAUUCAACGCAGGUAUUUAAUAUUUUGCCCGGUUUGCAAGUGUUCUGUUUUUUUUUAAAUGUUUUUUUUAAAAUUUUAUAGUCAAAGCUGGUCCUUCGGCCAGCCUAUUUUCUUUGACUCCGGAAGAUCCGCGCAAGAAAAAAAAGUCAGUGCGGUCAGUUGGAACCUUCGUAGACGUUGCAGCAAGUUCUCCCAAAUUUACUCACAAAUUAAAAGCAAAUGACUUGAGUUGCUCGGAAACUGGCAAGUUUGCAAGAUCCGCGACACCUCGAAGAGUUUUGUGAAGUUGAACAAGUUCCUGUGAAGCUGGAGAAGGUGGAGCUGAAGACGAGAGCCUCGCAAACUGAUUUCAAAAAAGAAAGUACGUUUUUUUAAAGUAGUUAGUUAAAUAUAGUUAAAUAUUAUUUAACUAUAUAUAUAUAAAAAAAUAUUUAACUAUAUUUAACUAACUACUUGAAUAGUUAAAUAUUUUUUUAGAUUCCAAAAAUCCCAAAAAAAUAGAGUUCCAGUUAAUGGUUUAAAAAAAUUGGAUAUAAAAUUGAAUUUUCAGUCGUCGCAGAGAUGAAUCUGAUCGUGAAGAAGAAUUCGAUCCUCUCGAUAUUUUUUUCUAUCCGUUUUUCCCUGGAGAACACCCCAUGAUUUUAUACGAUUUGUACUGUAAACAUCAGUAUAAAGUCGCCUUCCAAAUAGUUCUCGAAAUGGGAGCAUGUUUGGACGAAGACGUCAGCUGGGAGGACAUUUCUACAAAAAAUAAAAACGUUAGUUUUCCAUUAUAACUCUAGAAAAAAUUGAGUGAAGGAGAAAAAAUUGCAUUGGGUCAAGGAGCUGGACCAGUUUCUCAGCCAGACAUAUCACCAAGAUGUCUUCGACGAGGAUUUCGGUAAAGUCCGUUCAGAACAGCUUCCUAGCAACGAAAAUCGUUAUCAUUCUAGGUGAAAACUGAAAAAGCAGAGAUCUUAAUUUUUUCUCUGAUUUUUCUAGUGCCUCAGAAAGCUGCUGUGAAUAAAGUAAUCUCUUUGGGAUCGCCAAUUUUGAUUAUUUUUCAGAUGAUUCGUUCUUGGAUGAUUUGAGUUUCUAUGAGUUCGAUCCAACCUGUAAGAUAAAAAAUGAAUUAUUGUUUUGAAAAAUCGAGUUUCCGGCGUGAAAGCCUUUCCGAGCUUGACGAAUGAGAGCCCGCAGCCGUCUUCGCCUCGAGGAGAAACGAUUGGAGACAAAAUGAAGCUGGCGAGAAUUUGUGAGAUGUUUCCUGGAAUGAAUACGCGGGAUGUCCAAGAGUACUUCAGAUGGUGCGAGUAAGUUUUUUUGAUUUAUCAAUUGAGAAAUCAAUCUUGGCGGAAAGUACAACCGAAAUAUACUUACAGGGAAGGUCAUUUCACUUUGUGGUUGGGAAAAUCUUAAAUUUGGCCAGAAUACUUUUUGAUGUACAAGAAGAAGAAUCUGAAAGUCUCAACCUGCACAACUUCCUAAUUUUCGAGAAAUAAAGGCUAAAAGAUCCAAAAUAGCCUAUUUUUAUGAUUUUGAGGAUUUUCUUUGAAUUUGAGGCGUCUUUUCUCAAAAACAAGGAAGUUUUGCUGGUUGGGAUUUUCAGAAUAUUCUUUUGGUACAUCGAGGAUCGUUCUCGCAAAUUUUCAGGAAAAUCCCAACCGCAAAGUAAAAUUACCCCCUUGUUACAGAAAUUAACUCCUCCAAAAUCUAGCUGAGUUUCAUCAGCCAGUUAAUUAAUCAUAUUGUUUACAGCAAUAAUGAAGACAUGACGAUUGAUGUUCUCAGAGACUAUAUCAGUAUGAACCCGAAAGCCCAAAAUAAAGUUAUAUAUGUGAUUGACGCUAGAUACAGAUGAAACAUUUUUUGGAAAAUGUUUAGGGAAAUCAAAUGGCGUCGACGAGCGCUCUUCAUUCUACAUCACUACAAGAUGCUCACUCGGAAGUGAUCCCCAUCCUGAAAAAGAUGAAAGUAUUCGAAAUUCUCCUCAAUUGGAGGAAGAUUGUGUUAAGGAGAUGUAUCAAACAUACAAGACGUUGAAAAAUGCCGCGAGUUCCUAUGGAAGCAGUGCCAACAAAGUACAACUUACCGUUCAUCACAUCAAAGAAGUUUUAUUACAUUAUGUUAAACAAAAAAAUUUUUAAAAAUUCAAAGAUGGCCGUCUUGAGAGGGAAAAUGAACGAUAGCAGGCAGCGUUGCGACGAGCUUAUCCGAGAUGCGCAUAAGAAUAUGGUUCACCUCGACUUGCACUACAUGACGGUGGAGGGGGCCAAGGCGUUGUUCCUAAGCAAAUUGAGGAACUUCAAAGGUGAUAAUCAUUUGAAAAGAAAUAAUCUUGCGUGAGUUUUUGAAAAAGUAGUCCAAAGUUAGUGAAUCAUGGUCGAAAUCGAGAAGUUUAUACAAAAGGGGAGUCCGGAAUAAAUAUUUUACAAACUUCACGCCCGCCGUGUUCAAAAAAUUUUGGCAAGGAAUCAACUCCUUUGUUUUUAAUCGGAAAUAAAUUUUAAAAGGAAAACAUUUCACGCAAAAAAAAAGUGAAACUAUGGCUGGAGAGGCGUGAACUACGGAUUUUUUUCGAAAAGGAAUUCAAAUAGUUCUUAUUAGAAACAAUUUUGAUAGUCGAAUUCUUUUUUUCAAUAUGUGCGGAAAAAUCUUUAAAAAAAGUGAAUUGUAUAAAAGAAGUUUUCAGAAGGGAAACUGCACGUCAUCACCGGCUAUGGAAAAAUCACAGGAAAUUCAAAUAUCAAAAAUACCGUGAUUGGCCAUCUGCGUAAAAACAACAUUGAGUGAGUCAAAUGGCUGUCGAACUAAAAAUUACGAAAUUCUUUCCAGAUUCCAUCAAGAGAACGAAGGAAAAAUAGUAAUAACGAUUAGAAGAAGAUAG